Messenger RNA from Naegleria gruberi, 573 nucleotides. RefSeq lists its product as uncharacterized. The transcript has a single exon. The coding region runs from base 1 to 573 and encodes 190 amino acids. The record is from RefSeq and is a predicted model, not a curated record. Lineage: Eukaryota; Heterolobosea; Eutetramitea; Acrasida; Naegleriidae.
AUGAAUCAACCGAUCAAAGGCUAUGAAAAUUAUCAACAACAACAACAAAAUUAUAAUCACGAAGAUAUUGAAAUUCUAGAGAAUUUAAAUCCUCACCUAUUAAUCAAUCAUCAAUAUAAUGGAUUUGGAGUCUCUGGAAAUACUUCGAAUAGUUUUGUGUUGAGAGCCUUUGUUACAGCAUUGUCUGUGUGUUGUUUCCUUUUGGCUGUUAUUCUGAUGGUCUUGUUGAAACUGAAUGAAGAAGAUGGACAAUUGUUGUGGUCAACAUCUGAUGAAGAACAACAAUUAAAACAAGAACAAGCAGCAGCAACAUCAACAAUGGAUAACAAUGUGUUUAUUCCGAGUAGAUCUGUCAAGCAUGCUGUCAUGUUACUGAUGUUAAUUGGAGUGGCAAUGAUUUUACACGUGUGGACUUCAUUCUCAUCAAGUUUGUUUUAUUAUGCUUUGGUUGGAUUCAUUUUGGUGGGAUUGUUCUUGUUUGGAAGAAUUGUUUAUCGAUUUGUGGUUUUUAUGAAGAAACAGGAAGAGGAAAAUAAGAAACGAUUGGCAAGAGUGAAGAGAUUCUUUGUUUAA